Molecule: messenger RNA, 8139 nt
Organism: Rhipicephalus sanguineus (brown dog tick)
Lineage: Eukaryota; Metazoa; Arthropoda; Arachnida; Ixodida; Ixodidae
Gene: LIMK1
Product: LIM domain kinase 1
Exons: 13
Coding region: 291-2123 (610 amino acids)
Biological process (GO): protein phosphorylation; actin cytoskeleton organization
Cellular component (GO): cytoplasm; nucleus
Molecular function (GO): protein binding; protein serine/threonine kinase activity; ATP binding
Source: RefSeq, a predicted model, not a curated record
UCGAAAUCUUCAUGUAGUGGUGGAGCAUGGAGACAUCAGGUUAAUAUCCAAAUUUGCUUCCGAAAUAACGGGCUGCGUUUAACUAACAGCAGCUAACCUGCUUCACUAACACUGAGUAACGAUGGAAUUUCGACUUGACAGAAGAGCAGCCGUUGACUUGUGAAAGCUGUCUGAAUGCGAUUGAGGACGACGAGUGUUUGCAGGCGCUUCACACGGUGUGGCAUACCGAUUGUUUCAGGUGCUCCGUGUGUGACAUUUUGUUGAGCAGCUGGUACUUUGAAGAGGAUGGGAUGCUGUUCUGCAAGAGUGACUACCUGUACAACUACGGCGAGGUGUGCCAGAAUUGCUCGGAAAUUAUUACUGGCCCAGUCAUGGUUGCAGGAGACCACAAAUUUCAUCCCGAAUGCUUCUGCUGUGCAAGCUGUAAUGCAUUUAUUGGGGAUGGAGACGCAUAUGCCUUAGUGGAGCGUUCCAAGCUUUAUUGUGGGCCUUGCUACCGGCACCACAUGCAGCAGCCUCUCAGUCAACACAGUGUCCUGGCUGGGCCACACAGCAUUCAGCUGCUUGAGAUUCCAGCGAGCAGAGGGACGCGCAGCAUCAAGCUGGGCUCACCUUGUCUUGGCCAUCACGGGGUCCACAUCACCGACCUGGAUGUCAGCCCCGACCUCAUGGCAUUGCACAUUGGGGAUAAGAUCCUUGAAGUCAAUGGAACACCUCUCAGCAGCCAGUCACUGGAAGAGGUCGAAGAGCUCAUCAAGUCAACGAACAAGGUGCUGCAUCUGACCAUUGAGCAUGAUCCAAGCAAUGUCCCAAAGUGUCCUCUUCUCUGUCCUCCCCGAAGAAAAGUUUUGAGUGACAAGGAAAGGCGGUACAAAAGAAAGGAUGAAGGUGUCAUGGGCACAAGUGGCACGAGGUCACGCCAGCUGAAGAGAUCCAGUGGUGGCAGGGAGCGCUCCUCAUCUCUUCCCCGUCUACUAGUCAGUGAUUCAUCUGCGAGUGGCAGCCAGCCAUCUUACGACCUCAGCCGAACCAAGUCAUUCCGCGUUGAGCCAAAGAACCAGAGGAUUUUCCGGGCAUCAGACCUGGUCCAAGGAAAGCUCUUGGGAAAAGGCUUUUUUGGCCAAGUGUACCUGGUGACCCACCGUGAGACAGGCGAGGUGAUGGUGGUCAAAGAGUUGCAUCGGUUGGACGAGGAGGCCCAGCGAAACUUCCUCAAAGAGGUGGCCGUGCUGCGUUCCCUGCACCACGAGAACGUGCUGCGCUUCAUUGGUGUGCUGUAUCGAGACAAGCGCCUGCACCUGGUCACAGAGUAUGUCAGUGGGGGAUCCCUGCGCAGCCUGCUCCACGACUCGAGUGAGCCCCUGCCCUGGCUGCAGAGGUUGCGCCUGGCCAGGGACAUUGCUGCAGGAAUGUGCUAUCUUCACUCUAUGAACAUCAUUCACAGAGACCUGAACUCUCAUAACUGCCUGGUCAAAGAGGAUCGAACAGUCGUGGUGGCCGACUUUGGACUGGCUCGUGUCAUGAGUGAGCCCAGUGUGGCCGGGGCUGGCCGCAGGAGCUCUAGUGGCAAGCGCGCCUCUGCUGGUGGUGGAGGGGCCGGCAGCAAACGGCCCGAGCGCAAGAAGCGCUACACGGUUGUGGGCAACCCAUACUGGAUGGCACCCGAAAUGAUGACCGGGAAGCUGUACGACGAGAAGGUGGACCUCUUCUCCUUUGGUAUCGUCCUCUGUGAGAUAAUUGGCAGGGUGCAGGCUGACCCCGACUACUUGCCCCGAAGCAAUGACUUUGGACUCAACACUGUUGUGUUCAAAGAGAAGUUUUGUGCAAGUUGUCCAGAGCCCUUCUACCGCAUUGCCUUCUUAUGCUGUGACAUAGACCCAGAGAAGAGGCCCCCAUUUGAGCUGCUUCAGAAAUGGCUGGAAGGAAUAUCCCUGCACCUCAUUGUGGACAGCCCUCUUCCCAAAGAACUAAUGAGCGACAUAGUUGACUACCAGGGUGCAGUUGUCACCAGUACAGACUCUACACCGGAGUCCAUGACACUGCCCGAAUGCGGACGGCCUCCCUUGAGAACCAUCAGUGAGCAGGCUUUGGAUUCCCCACGGUCAUCACUAGAGUUGGUCUAAAUUGCUGCACUUGUUGAUUUCACCUCAGCAUUUCAUCGUAGCACUCACUAUAGCUCCAUGCAUCAUACCAGUGCUUCCGGAACUGAACUACAGAUGUGUUGUGUACUUCCUUGAACAGAAAUGUCUCUUUGCUGAGACAGUGAGGAGUUUGUAGAGAAGACACACGGUGAAACUUCCCUUGGGAUGUGGCGGUCAUCUUCUCCGGAUCAGAGACACUCGAGAAGGCAAGCAACAACAUUUUCCGUGGCAUCACUGACGGUGGAAUAAGGCCUGGAAGUAUGUGUCAUCGACUCUAAUGGCAAUGCAGGCGCUGGAUUUGGAUAAUUCCCGUGUACACCAGAAGUCCAAUGAACAUGCGCAUCUCCUCCUCAGUGACCUCCUGCCAGGAUACGUCCCUUUCACUGUUGGUUGGCUUUUUGAAAAUGUACAUCGACGCAUGCUUCUGCAGUGAAAAACAACACAAAGAAGCCGCCGCAUGGCACUCCAGAGCGCUAUGUCAAGGUCCACUCCGUGCCGCCUUCACGGAGAGAACUGCUCUUUCUGCAGCCAGUGCUGAAUGCUCCUGCCCGAACGAAGUUGACGUCUUGCAAAUAAGAGCUGUGACCUUUAGUACGCACGGAAUAUGUUUACAUCAACGCACAGCAGCGAUAAAGCGGCCCGAGGAGAGAGUGAAACAUCCGGCGGAUACCUGCUGAUGUUCCGGGACAGUUUGAUGCACUAUCGCUGUCCGUACUGAAGUCUGACGAAUCAGUCAUCUUCCGUGUCUGUACUGCUACCAUCAUCCAGAGACUGACGCUCAGAUUCAUCAGAAUCCAUUGAAAUUCACAGUUUUCGUGGAGCACCCGCGAGCAACGUCGACGCCAUAACCAAAACCACGAGCGCUCACCUCCCCAACUGUGAAGGAGCCUUAAAAGUUCCCCCGCCGUGGAAAAAAGAAACUUAAAAGUGAAACUGAUAAAAUACUGCCUCUAAUACCCUUUAAAUGGCAUUAGCUGUCCAGAACCGCUUAGAGAGCGCCAAAAUUUGAACUUGAAGUCAUCGAUAACAUACUAUCGAUGAGAAUAGGUGCAGUCACGAAAGUGUUAAAGAAAUAUGCAGCACAUUAUAAGGCCUAACAGUCUCGGUUCUUUUUUUCAAGCAAAGAUUGUUAUGGCUCACAGAUAUCUGUGGCAGUGUCGUACAUCAGAAACUCUGUGCCGGCGAGCGCCCAGAAAUGCAACUGUAGAAGGCGCACCAGUCGCAUGCGUAUUUGUACAAGUCACUUUCCAGUAAUUGAUGCUCUUUCGAUCCGUUCCUGAUAUGGCAAUCUGAUCUUUUAUCGAGGUGACUCAUCAUUUCACAUUGCCAUGUUUCAUUGCUACCUGGAUAUGAAUGCAUGACCGUCGUCGUUGCCUGUAGCAAUUGAAGUGUUACGCUGCUAAUCUUGUGGGUGAGGGAGCGCUGUGCAAUAGUAGUACGUCAGGCAUGCACGCACACCCAUUUUCCCGAUAGUGCUCCUGAACUUUUUUUUCUUCUUCUUUCAUCCUAUGGUUGUUUGGGUGCUUCGUAGGCGGGCAAUCAGCAUUAUUUGUGAAUGUUAGUGACGUGAAAAUGCGGAUGUUCAGCUAGAAGUUACAAAGGCAGCAAAUAUUUUCUGGCAUGGACAAGCAAAAAGUAUGAAUUAACCGAACUUAUGCGCUGAGGCAGAUUGAAUUAAGUGGCUUUAGUAUGCAUUGAAAACAUAGCGGGCCGAUGAGAAAAUUAAAAAUUUGUUUGAUUUAUCCGAAAGUUUGAAUGAUCAGAGUUUGAGUUAUUGAGAGCCUACUGUAUAAGGUACAAGAUGUGUGUUGCAUAUGAGCUGAUUAUGUGUGUAAUGCAGAAAUACAUAGCAUGUUUUUGUGCCCUCAGCAUGAGCAUGGCUGGUUGGAGGAAGUGAAAAACCCAAAAGGACGGUGAUAGAGGGAGGGGCCUCUCCACUACCCUCUUGGCCCAAUCCAGAAUCCUGGGCCACCGAGCUGCACAUCGCAUCCUCCCACUGCUCCUUACCCUUAAUAUUAAGAGAUUUAGGGGGUUGAUGCUGAGUACACGCCACGUAAUAGACGUUGGCUCAUUGAUGGUAGAAAAUGCAAAAGGGGGAUGGGUGUAUAAGUUGGACACACACCUACACCACCUAAUGAUAUCGUGGCAACACCCCUGCCUCACGGUGUCAGUCCUCUAUGAAUGUGGCUACCUGGAACAAAGGUCUUUAUUCUCUUAUUGCUAAAUGCAUGAGAACUGACACUUUAUACAGAUCACAAUUUUUUAUAGAAUAGGAAUUUUUAUGCUACCUUCAUUUGGAAGCUACGCUUGUUGCUAGGAACUUGUUAAAAACAACGUGCAUCUUAAUAUUUGAAAAUGCAUAUUGAAUGCAUUGUAUGGUUAACAUCUGUCUACACAAGAGCUGCAACCACUAGGAUUUCACUGCCGUACAUUAUCUUCGUUGUUCAGCGGAAAUGAUUAACUUGAUGUCUCUCUAGUUCACAGCCAUGACUGCAGUUGUAGCUCGGCCACCCAUUAACAUCAAGAUUCAUUGUCUGAAUAUCGGUUGCGUGCUGGAGUAAGUCCGAAAGUGCGUCUUAAAUUUGUAUUAUUUAAGUGCCAUUUCUUGCAGCACAAAGCUAUCCAAUGGGGUACUGCCGCUCCAUGGACUGUAAUUAAUGACUCAGAUUACCCAUUAAGCUGCCUUAUCUAACAGCGUGUAGAGAAAGCUUCAGCAGAAAAUAAGUUUCAUUGGUCCUCCUUCAGUUUGUUAUAGACUUAAAUAAAGAGGGAUUAUUUUAUGUUAACACUUGCGACGCGCUGUUUUUGAACACGAAGACAGACUGAAAAACAACAGGUAGUACACGCACGAGCGCAAACUAACAACUGUUUAUUUGAUGAGAACAUCACACUUGUAUACUGGGUGAAAGAAAGAAAGAACUGAUAGCAUGGGCAAAGCCCACAACAGGAGGACAACCAUCUGCGUCACAUAAUCAAAUCUGUGCCCGUCUAAUAUCUAAAUUCCUUGUAAAAAUGACACCUCAUCAUCGGUCAAAUGAAUCGAUGGUGCACUAACACACUUGUCUUCGCCGAUGUUGCGCAUCGUGAAGGCUUCAAUAAUCUCUCGUUCCCUCGUGUCUUUAGAUCGCGAUACCACUGUGGUGCCCUUGAAGUCUGGCUGACAUUUGCACCUGUUGCGGUGGGUCGCUAAGUUGCCAGGGUGACAAAUGUGCUUAUUAUUGUAAUUAUGCUUGCGUAAACGUGAGGUAAGGCACCUACUGGUCUGUCCAAUGUACCGUUUUCCACAUGAUAAAGGAACACUAAAUACAACAUCUUUUUUUCCCUCAAGAGGGAUUACUAAAUCAGUAGAAAGGGGUAAAAAUAUGCGUUAUUUUUAAUGACAGCAUAUUUGCUGUGGCAGGUGAGGACUUCAGUUGCCAUGUGUGAAACACGAGAUGUAUCUAUAUAUUUAAAACAAAGGCAUUUGGAAUGCACAUCUGCUUUUCCAUCUUGCUUAACCUGAAAGAAAGGCUCUUUAGUUUGUCUAAAUACUUCCCAUCAUAAGUAUAAUUGAGAGCCUCAUGUCACAUUUUGCAACAACCUGAAUUAUGGUGGUGAAUAUAUUUCAUUGUAAUUUGCAGUAUGCACUGUCCAUUCAGUUCAUUUGGGACCACUGUGCUCUGUGCAUUCCACAUUUUCGAACUUCUGUGUCUCCAGUAAUUGCGUUGUCUACUUGAUGCACUCGCACUGUUUCGAUACGCGUCUUUUCCAAGCUUGCUUUUUUGUCUGUGCUGUGCUGUGUGUGAACGAAGUUCUUGGCCAUGUGCCUGCCUAGCUGGUAGAGGGCUAGUUGUUGGAGACUCGGGCUAUUUUGCUUUGAUUCACAAGUUGCACAUGGAACACUUCAGUCUGAUAAAUUAGCUUAAACAUAUCUGUAAGCAAAAGACCAUAUAAAAGUGUGCUUCUCUAUGCAAUCUCAUUGUAAAGGAAGGCUGCACUUUCUUGUAACACUUGCUUGUUCCAGUUUCGCCACUUGUAAAUUUGAAAGUGAUGCUGGGAAAGUACAAAAUAAAUGAGAAAAAGGGCGAGACUGAGUUUUUAAAAUUUUUUGUUAGUCUCAACAUGCAAAGCCAACAGAUAUGGAAGUCUUAGGAAGAAUUGGGAAAACGGCUUGUGUUAAUUCAGAUAUCAAAAUAAGGUGGACAAGAAACAACUUAAGGCAGCUGGCAGUCUAAAGAGCAUUUGCAUUACGCAUGUGGUGCUGUAGUGUCGGUUGUUGUUUACCUUGGCCAUGGCAGUGGGUGGUAGCCCUGGUGCUGCCAAUGUCUUGAGUGCACACAAGAAACCUGGUUUGCAUAAGGGGAUGAUAGGUUGUGUUGCGGAGAAUGUGCACACAGAUGUAGCUUACAGCAAAGAGCAACAAUCAGUUUAUCUAGACUGCCAAAGUAUUUUUUUCAACACCUUAUUUUUAUACAUUUAGCAGAAAUUGUUUAUUACUGAGGAAAGUGAGAGCUAAAUUUCCCAUUUAAACCUUAGUGUGUAUACCUGCAAUUUACAUUUGAAUUCCCAAAUUUGGGCCGUUCCUAUGCAAGAACUGUUUUGUAACUUUCUGCGUCCUUGGUCCUUUUAAAAUGCAGUGUAGUCCCGCUUUGUUAAUAAAUAAUUAACUAGAUUUGAGGUGAUGUCAGUGCCAUCACUGCAAGCUUCUGCAGGAACAAGCACGUGUGGCACAUGUCUUUUGUGAUAUGAGACUUUGCUAUCACAGGAAUGUUAUUCACUAAAGGGGCCUGCAACACUUUUCCAACCAAGUAGCCAUGGAAUGGCUUCAUUAAAGGAGCGUAUUUCCUCACGAACUGACCUCUGCAAAAAUUUUUAGAAUCCGUCCAGUACAAGCGGAGUUACAAAGAUUUAUUGCAGGCUGUAAUUGCUUUCUCUCUUCUCUCGUCCUGAAUAAAGCGCUGGAAGCUAAGCAGCGAGGGGUGGCACGGGGGAAGAAGGUACGUCACGCGCACCUCGUGACCUUGAGCACUUUUUCUUAUUUUUUCUCCUUCGAACGUGCGAAGUACUUUCAGUGCGAUCGCGCGCGGGGGCAAGUGACGGCCUCUCGCGACGGCCGCAGUAACUACCGAGCGCGCCAUGUACAAAUCGGCCGAUGGCGUAGCUAGUGGCAGUGACGCCGUAAGCAUCAUUUUUGUCCAGAGAAAAGGAAGCGCUUUUUAGCUGACUGAGAAUUUAUUGUAAACCCCAGGCCACGUGCUGCGCUAUAAUGUUUGGCUCGCGUGUUCUCGGGUGCCUCGAUUACCUAUCAGCAGCGUUUUCUGACCAUGCUGAAAACGUGUUGCAGGGCCCCUUUAAUGCAGCUUAACACACUGCCAUCAAAGUGCAGUAGUUGAAUCAAUCUAACAUUUUGCGAGAAUUUGGUCAGUUUUAUAUCUAGUUUCCUUGAGCUGCAGUGAUCGAAGAUUCUGAUGUGCAACUAGACCAGCCUGCAUUUAUGUAAAAGGCAGCCAGUUAUGUGCCUGAGUUUGUGCAUGUCGUGGGGCUGAGUUUGUUGUCAAUUGUGAAAGAGUUCCCACACAGUUUGGUGGUUAUGUUACAUAAUGUUUUAUCAUGAGAGAUUACUCUGUGUAACCAUUUUGGAUUGUGUGAUAUAUUCUUGAUUUUAGGACGUGCAACAAAUGAAAACUGCACUAUUUAAGAAGAGCUUAUUUAUUCUCGUGCACAACCUGUUCCACUUUUUUCUCAAAAUAUUUACCCUGUGCCUCUAUGUACAUAGAUACAUUUAACUUAUUUACAUUGUCUCGUUCCACUCCUGUCACAAAGAGCAUUCCUGUGUGUUUGAAGAUGAUGUGUUUUUAUAAAUGUUCCGCUUCCCAGCUCACAUUAUUCCCCUGUCUGGGAGCGUCAAGCUGGCACUUUGCUUCUUUGUUGCAGUCAUAUAUCAGGCCAAGUUCUGGGUAUUUGUUUCUGUUUCUUAGUGCAAGUGUGCUUUAAUUUAUUAAAAGUGACUGUAGUGCCC